Messenger RNA from Wyeomyia smithii (pitcher-plant mosquito), 1473 nucleotides. RefSeq lists its product as uncharacterized. Lineage: Eukaryota; Metazoa; Arthropoda; Insecta; Diptera; Culicidae. The record is from RefSeq and is a predicted model, not a curated record. The coding region runs from base 102 to 1343 and encodes 413 amino acids. The transcript has a single exon.
AUAUUUACACGUCUCUCCUUCCAUUCCCUCUAGUCUCUCAGUUAGUUUGUCGCGGUGAAACAAACCCGCACGAAAGUGGUUGCUUUAACAUAAACAUUGCAAUGAAUUUAGAAAAGUUUAACUUAAGCUGUGACGAUCUUGAACGCAUCAUUCAGCGCUAUUACAACAAUCCGAAAUUAAAAUUCAAAAUCAACUCAUGUAAAGCUAGACCCUUUAGCACAAGUCGCGUCGGAUAUCUUGGUGAUCAUUUCAUUCUGGAACUCGAAACUACGCUUGAAAACGCAACCCAACCAGAAACUGUAGAAGUCUUCCUAAAAUUGCUUCCUGAUAGCAUACCGGAGCUGACCAAAUAUUUGAAUGCGAUUGGAACUUUUCGGAAAGAAGUUCGUCUCUACGAUGUUAUGUUUCCAAAUUUAUCACAAUACGCUAGAUUCGCACCGAAAGUUUAUCUCUCGAAAGAUGACCGAUUGCUGGUGUUUGAAAAUCUAAAUCUGGAAGGUUUUCGAACAAUAAUCAAUACUGCGAGUGGAAUAUUUGAUAAGGCGCACCUGCAGCAAGCGCUUGGUGCACUGGCCAAAUUUCACUGUGCUUCACUCACGCUGGAAACGAAAACCGGUAAAACACUCGAGCAAAUGUUUCCCAAGUUGUUGGAUGAAAACUGCUGGAUUCUGAAAGAUGACAAUCCUCGUGUUAACGAGCUGGAGAAUGCUAUCGAAGUAUUAGCUGAGCUAGUCGAAGUUAUAGAGAAAGAUAACCCGAAACUUAGUGAAAUUCUACUGAAGCUGCCAGACUUCGUUCUGCAAAUUUAUGACCUGGUAAAGCCAUCCCCGAUCUACCGAAACGUUGCCUGUCACGGUGACCUGUGGGGUAGUAACCUGAUGUUUAAAUACUCAGAUGAUGGCCUCCCCGUUGACUGCCUGAUAGUCGAUUAUCAGUUUGCCCGCUACGCACCGCCUGCUUACGAUGUAAACAUGCUGAUUACCCUGACUACUACGGGUGAGUUCCGGAAGCGAAGCUACAAUGAGCUGAUCAACUUCUACUACGAAGCAGUCUGCAGGGAAUUGAUCAAACAUUGUCUAUCACCAGGAGAAAUAUUUUCCCGGACUGAGUUUUUGGAAUCCUGCCGUAGGCAUCGGACAUCCGGACUGAUCGAUAACUUUCUGAUGAAUCAUGUGACCCUACUGCCGCGGAACUGUGUGGACAAAGUGUUCUCAUCCCCGGAGGAAUAUGCCAAUUUCAGUGGUGCGGAUAAGAUUCGUAUGUGUUUGGGAGUAUUAGAAACAGAUGCCACCUACAGAGGUAGAAUUACCGGCAUAAUUAGGGACUUGAUUGAAGCGCUGUAGCUGUAAAGAUGUUGCUGCAAAAGUAUUCUUGGAUUUUUUUUUCAUAGGCUGUUAAACUACUUUUCAUAUUGGUGACCGACGAGUCCAUUUAGUUUUAUUUGAAUAAAAUGAUACUAAAAUUAGAAAAAUA